UGUCUGAGUUACAUCAGAGUAGUCGUCAACUAAAAACAUAAUCAUGAGCGGAAGAGGCAAAGCAGGCAAAUCAAAGGGAGGCAAAUCCAAGACCAGGUCGUCCCGUGCUGGACUCCAGUUCCCAGUCGGUCGUAUCCAUCGACUGUUGAGAAAAGGAAAUUACGCCGAGCGUGUCGGAGCCGGAGCACCUGUAUAUCUGGCCGCCGUCAUGGAAUACUUGGCAGCUGAAGUUUUGGAACUGGCCGGUAAUGCUGCCCGUGACAACAAGAAAUCUCGUAUCAUUCCCAGACAUUUGCAAUUGGCAAUCAGGAACGACGAAGAAUUGAACAAAUUAUUGUCCGGUGUCACAAUCGCUCAAGGCGGUGUGUUGCCCAACAUCCAAGCCGUUCUUUUGCCCAAAAAGACCGAGAAGAAAGUCUAAUUUGUUUGCUAACUACCCAAAAACUUCCCUUAUUAAAAAAAAAGCCCUUUUCAGGGCU
Molecule: messenger RNA, 479 nt
Organism: Rhopalosiphum padi (bird cherry-oat aphid)
Lineage: Eukaryota; Metazoa; Arthropoda; Insecta; Hemiptera; Aphididae
Product: histone H2A
Exons: 1
Coding region: 44-421 (125 amino acids)
Cellular component (GO): nucleosome
Molecular function (GO): DNA binding; structural constituent of chromatin; protein heterodimerization activity
Source: RefSeq, a predicted model, not a curated record